GCGAAUUACUCUAUAUAUAAAAUUGAUAUAGGGUUUUGGUUCCUGAAGUCGCCAGCGGCCGAGAGAUCAGCAACGAUGGCUCCCAAAAGAGGUGUAAAAGCUCCGGCUGCGGCUACGAAGAAGAAGCAGGACAAGGUGGCCAACCCGCUUUUCGAGAAACGUCCGAAGCAGUUUGGCAUUGGAGGUGCAUUGCCCCCUAAGAGAGACUUGACGCGAUUUGUGAAGUGGCCCAAGACUGUUCAAAUCCAGAGGAAAAAAAGGAUCCUCAAGCAAAGGUUGAAGGUCCCCCCAGCUCUGAACCAGUUCACCAAAACACUAGACAAGAACCUUGCAACUAGCCUGUUCAAGAUGCUCCUUAAGUACAGGCCUGAGGACAAAGCUGAAAAGAAAGAGCGACUUUUGAAGAGGGCCCAGGCAGAGGCAGAAGGAAAGUCUACUGAAGCUAAGAAGCCUAUUGUUGUGAAAUAUGGUCUCAAUCACGUCACUUACCUUAUUGAGCAGAAUAAGGCACAGCUGGUUGUGAUUGCGCAUGAUGUAGAUCCAAUUGAACUGGUUGUCUGGCUGCCAGCCUUGUGCAGGAAAAUGGAAAUUCCCUAUUGCAUUGUCAAGGGCAAGGCACGAUUGGGAACGAUUGUCCAUAAGAAAACUGCAUCAGUUUUGUGCUUGACAACAGUUAAGAAUGAAGACAAAUUAGAAUUCUCCAAGAUUCUAGAGGCGAUCAAGGCCAACUUCAAUGACAAGUAUGACGAAUACAGGAAGAAGUGGGGUGGUGGGGUUAUGGGUUCUAAAUCCCAAGCCAAAACCAAGGCCAAGGAAAGGCUCCUUGCCAAGGAAGCCGCACAGAGAAUGUCUUAAAGCUUCCUGCUCUUUUGCUUUAGGAAAUUUGAUGUCUGUUUUCAAUAUUUUGUUCUCGUAACUCAAUCAGUUAAACGUGAGGUUUCCUUUCUGUUACGGUAGCUUGCGGACUAAAAUUUAAUGAUUACUCGAGUUUGAACUUGAAGCGUCCAUACUGUAAAAGUAAUUUAUGGGUUUGAGAUUUUGGCCGGAACUAACCAAACGGCUGCCUUUUA
Messenger RNA from Prosopis cineraria, 1070 nucleotides. RefSeq names its product 60S ribosomal protein L7a-2-like. Gene Ontology annotation, biological process: ribosome biogenesis. Lineage: Eukaryota; Viridiplantae; Streptophyta; Magnoliopsida; Fabales; Fabaceae. Gene Ontology annotation, cellular component: ribonucleoprotein complex. The record is from RefSeq and is a predicted model, not a curated record. The transcript has 7 exons. The coding region runs from base 76 to 855 and encodes 259 amino acids.